This is a messenger RNA of Molossus molossus (Pallas's mastiff bat), 912 nucleotides long. RefSeq names its product mesencephalic astrocyte derived neurotrophic factor (gene MANF). Gene Ontology annotation, cellular component: endoplasmic reticulum. The record is from RefSeq and is a predicted model, not a curated record. Lineage: Eukaryota; Metazoa; Chordata; Mammalia; Chiroptera; Molossidae. The transcript is spliced from 4 exons. Bases 43 to 582 code for a protein of 179 amino acids. Gene Ontology annotation, biological process: dopaminergic neuron differentiation; neuron projection development.
UCAGUCGGGAGGCAGCGGCGGCAGUGGAGGAGGAGGUGGAGGAUGUGGGCCACGCACGGACUGGCGGUGGCGCUGGCUCUGAGCGUGCUGCCUGAAAGCCGGGCGCUGCGGCCGGGCGACUGCGAAGUUUGUGUUUCUUACCUGGGAAGAUUUUACCAGGACCUCAAGGACAGAGAUGUCACAUUCUCACCAGCCUCUAUUGAAAAAGAACUUAUAAAGUUCUGCCGCGAAGCAAGGGGCAAAGAGAAUCGGUUGUGCUAUUAUAUUGGGGCCACAGAUGAUGCAGCCACCAAGAUCAUCAAUGAGGUGUCAAAGCCGCUGGCCCACCACAUCCCUGUGGAGAAGAUCUGUGAGAAGCUCAAGAAGAAAGACAGCCAGAUCUGUGAGCUGAAGUAUGACAAGCAGAUCGACCUGAGCACAGUGGACCUGAAGAAGCUCCGAGUUAAAGAGCUAAAGAAGAUCUUGGACGACUGGGGAGAGACGUGCAAAGGUUGUGCAGAGAAGUCUGACUACAUCCGGAAGAUCAACGAACUGAUGCCUAAAUACGCCCCCAAGGCAGCCAGUUCACGGACUGAUUUGUAGUCGCCCUAUCCCUGCUGCACCUGAGGGAAAGAAAUAGUUCAGCUGUGUCUUCCCCAAACUGCAGUUUUGUAAUUUAUUUUUUGGGCCGGCUCCUGACAAUGUCAGGUGUGAAGCCUGGAGCUUUCCUGAUGAUGCUGGCUCUCCAGCGCCCUGUGGGAAGGGUUUCACUACCUUCUGUUGCUGGUUUCCUCUGGGACUUCAAAGUGUGUCUGGGAUUUUUUUAUUAAAGGAAGAAAAUUUCUAGCUGUCCUUGGAGAAUUAAAGUGAAUACCGAAAUAGAGUCUUACCCCCAAUGAAGAUCCUACCGAUUUAUGCUUUCCGGUUUACAAA